Messenger RNA from Zerene cesonia (dogface butterfly), 2061 nucleotides. It is a transcript of the gene itg, whose product is annotated as ITG-like peptide. Lineage: Eukaryota; Metazoa; Arthropoda; Insecta; Lepidoptera; Pieridae. The transcript is spliced from 6 exons. The record is from RefSeq and is a predicted model, not a curated record. Bases 30 to 683 code for a protein of 217 amino acids.
UGCUGUCAGGACGCCGUACAGGAAGGGCCAUGUACCGCAUCAACAUGGGUAUCACAGCGUUGCUGGUGCUGACAUGCCUGGGCUCAGGGUACGCCUGGGGCGGCUUGUUCAACCGCUUCAGCUCGGACAUGCUGGCGAACUUGGGGUACGCAAGGUCCCCCUACCGCCACUACCCCUAUGGGCAGGUGGAGCCUGAGGAGAUCUACGCGGAGGCCCUAGAGGGAAACCGCAUAGAAGACGCUGAAGAUACACACUGCUACAGUUCCCCGUGCAUCACCAAUGGUGAUUGCUGCCGUGGACUGAUGUGCUUGGAGACAGAUGAGGGCGGGAGGUGCUUGCCGGCUUUCGCUGGUCGAAAACUUGGCGAGAUAUGCAAUCGAGAAAACCAAUGCGAUGCUGGACUUGUAUGUGAGGAAGUGCUACCAGGUGAGAUGCACGUUUGCCGCCCCCCCACCGCCGGUCACAAGCAAUACAACGAAGACUGCACCACCUCCAACGAAUGCGACAUCACCCGAGGCCUCUGCUGCAUCAUGCAACGCCGUCACCGACAGAAGCCGAGGAAGAGCUGCGGCUACUUCAAAGAGGCCCUGGUGUGCAUAGGCCCCGUGGCCACUGACCAGAUACGCGAAGCUGUCCAGCAUACCGCUGGAGAAAAGAACAUCGGCGUCUUCAGAAUGCACUAAAUCCUUUCACAGUUUUUCGAGUAAAAUGAACAAUUAAUAUUCCAAUUAAUCUUCACAAAUUGUUCAUUCUACACAAACGGAUUGUUCAUUUAUGAACAGGAAUGUUCGUUCGCAUUGUUCCUUUCCUGUCGUUUAAAUAAUUGACGAACAUUUUUAUUCAUAAAUUCGACAUGACAACUAUGAUGGUACAGUUAAUCGACACGUUAAAUUUGACAUUUGAUGAUAUGGCUGUAUCAUUUUCACUGUCUCGUUGAUAUAUUCUCCAUUGAUUUUACACUUUAAAUGGGAUAUUUUUGAACGUAUUUCAAAACAGAUUGAUAAUUUCGUAUGUUUCUUCACAAGACAGCACACAAUUAAUGGAUAAUAUAUCAAAUGAAGGUCUACUUAAUGAAUCGUCGCUUUGAAUAACGGUCAACUGAAAGUCUUUAUUAUUUAUUGACAUUAAAUUACAAAUAUAUAGUAGAAAAAAGAGGUUUUAUUUUCAAUUAUCGUCAAAUUGCUGUAGACAUAGCUAUAUUUAGAUGUAACAUUUUAAUUAUUCGAUAUCUUAUGAAUGUUGUUAAAUAAUAGAUUAUAUAUUAAUGUAUGUGUUUAAUCCUUAAUAAAUUUAAAAAUAGAUCGUGAUAAGUCUUCAAAUUUAAUAUAUCCUGGCUGAGGCAUUUAUUAGAUUUAAAUAUUGAUGUUGAUUCAAGUAAAUAACAUAUCAUAUAGAUUAAUCGAUUUCUAGAAUAAGUCGGUGUAAAGAUUUUAUCUUUGCUUCUUUUAUUCAUAGUUAAAAGAUCAUAAAUAGGUUAGGAAUUUCAUAUUGACGUUUUGACUAUGUGUGCAAUUUGAGCAUGUGUGGGUUAUCGAAUGAAUACAGUAUUCGCUUGCGCAUAGUUGGACGUCAAUGGUGAAAUAAAAAAUAUAACUGUCUGCUAGGUGCCUAGGUAAACGAUACAUAUCAUUGUAAUAUUUUAACGUAGAAAUAUAUAAAAAUUUAAAUACAUAUCAGAGGCUACCAAUAUGAAUAUCCAUGUUCGCGAUCUUGACGAAAAUGCGCGGGAAAUCGUGAAAUUUUCUUCGUUACAAAAAAAAAAUGGAAAUUUCCCGCGAAUCUUCCAGACGGAUCGCGGCGGCUUCCUCUCUUACAGAUUAAAUAUAUUUGCCUAAAAACUGUGAUGGUGUAUUUUCUGACAUUGUAAUAUUAUAUUUUUCUGCCAAAAUUUAACUGUUAAAGGUAUGAAAUAUCUUCUAAUGCGUUUAUAACUCGUUAUUUCAUGGAUGGGCCUAAGCUUUGGACAUAGAAAUAUGGCCGCCGUUAAACUUGACAUAGAUUUAAGUCCUCAUAUUACUUAUAUUGAAUAAUAUGUGUUAUAUUAAAUAAAUUAUGUCAGCA